AUGACCAACGCUCUGCUGGGUGGUAUCACACUAACGAAUGCCCAAAAUGAGUCCAUUUCAGGCGAGACACUGGGUCAGAAUGACAAAGUCUUGGCGCUUUACUUCGCUGCCGACUGGUGUCCCGAUUGCCGCGCUUUUCAGCCAAUACUCAACCGGUUUUACGAGACUACGUGCAAUGGUUUGGACUUGGUAUUUGUAGGCUCAGAUGCUUCGGCAAAGGACCAGCUUGCGCACUUUAAGGACAAGCAGGGCCCCUGGUGGAUGGUGCCUUUUGAUGGUAAGACACGUACGCAGCUUAAGCGUAGGUACGGCAUAUGUGCUGCUGCAGAGGUGACCGAGCUGAGCCCUAUCAUACGUAAGGGCGGCAUUCCCACACUUGUGGUGAUUCGUCACAAUGGAGAGGUUGUGGACUUUUAUGCAGCCGACAAGAUUGAGCGUGAAGGUGUCAAGGUUCUUGCAGAAUGGCAGCAGUAA
Peronospora farinosa is the source of this 474-nucleotide messenger RNA. The record is from the annotation of a GenBank genome assembly. NCBI's taxonomy places the organism in Eukaryota, Oomycota, Peronosporomycetes, Peronosporales, Peronosporaceae.